Molecule: messenger RNA, 1115 nt
Organism: Cuscuta epithymum
Lineage: Eukaryota; Viridiplantae; Streptophyta; Magnoliopsida; Solanales; Convolvulaceae
Source: the annotation of a GenBank genome assembly
CAGCCUAUCCAACUCUUUUGAGAGGUCUUAGACACUCCCACAAACCCCCCAUUCGAACUCCCCAAGAUAAGAGAGAAGGGAGAGCCACAUAUUCAAGAAGAACCAAGGAGAGAGCAAGCUGUCCGCAGGUAGUUUUUCCAGUGCGUAAGGUUACUUGUUUGCUCCAUAUCUCGAGUUAUACACAUCCAAAUAAGGCGUGCGAGAUACCCACAGAAAGCUCUCAAGACGAGGAAUCCGUGAACGUCUGGUUUUCAUCAAUCGGAGUAGUGGAAGGCUUCCAAAUCGACCGAGCAAAACACGACCUCGCAGAAUACGUUUUUGUAUUCAAAGGAUCGGAACGAUCUCGUCGGGAAACACCCGUUCUAGGGGCUGUUUUUUUGUGUCUUCGGUUAGGAGUUGAACUAGCACUUUGAAGGGGCUGUUUAACACUCAAUUCCAAGCAGGGAAUCAGUUCUCAAUCUUCCUUGGCUGAGGUUUUGGUCAUUGGAUCGAGAAGGAAAGUUUUAAAGCUCAUUUGAGGUUGAGGCUAGAGCUUGCUUCCUGUGCUCGUUGCUCGAGAGAUCAUAUAGCGAUGGUGGGUGAUGGUGGUAUUAUGAAUAGGGAGAACUCGGAAGGGCUUGCACCGGGUGGAACCGGGCAUGCCAACCGAGAAAAGCCCUUAGGACCAAAUGUGCAUGAAAUUCUUGAAGCUCAAAUCGUGAGUGGUGGUCAUCUUAAGACCAAGGAAAAAUCACAUUGUUAUGGCAAAACUGAACCACUCAAGGCUUCGGGUGACGAAGGAGAUGGUUUGAGUGAUGAGGACCUUGAUAAUGCACCCAUUGAACAAAUGGGCAUGGUCAUAAAUUGGCUUCAACGUGAACGUGCAAGGAGUCGGGGCUCGGGUGGCCAGAACUCGAGGUCAAAGGGUCCGAGGGUACCUAGGUGCAACAAUUGCAAGAAACACCACUCGGGUAAGUGUCACGACCCUCCUAGGUGCUAUCAUUGCACAGAGGUCGGGCACACGAGAGUGAGCUGCUGUAACACCCCCAAAUUUCCCACCCAAAAAUAGUUUUAAAUAAUGAUUUAUUCAAAGUAAAUAAUGAUUUAUUCGAAAACAUAAGAGUCUUGCAGCGGAA